UUCGCAUCCACACGACACCUUGUCGUUAAUCUCUGUUCCCUCGUCUUCCGUACCAUCGCCUUCUUUCCAUCUCACAAGUGAUCUACGUCCUGUGCGUACUUCCUCUACAGCUCGAGGUCUUGUCGCUCUCGCUACACGCCCAUCCUUGAACCAUCGCCCCCAGCCGAGGCUGUUAUACGACGUCACCAGGCUGCCAUCUAUCAGACGUUCGACAUGCCUUCAACCACGGGUCCAGUGAACGAGGAUACCCUCAUCACUAUCAAGAUCUCGUUCGACGACUGCACCAAGCGACUGAAGUUGCCGCUCAAGGACCUGGGUGCCAACACUCUUCCUAUCAAGCUCCGCCACCUUCUCUGCAUCGCCCCUGAUCAGGCCGUCACCUUCGAGCGUUAUUCCGACUCGGCCGGUGGCUACGUCGUCCUUGACGACUCCAACCCUGCCGUCUUCAAGACGCUCAUCCGCGCUGCCAAGGCCAAGCUGAAGCUCAAGCUGAGAGUGUCUGCUGCCUCGGAUGACUCAAAGGUUCCUGUUUCUACUCCAGAAUCAUCGGUCGUUCCCUCUUCUUCCGACGUCGCUUCUGCUAGGUCCUCCACUGCUCUGGAUCAACACGCUAUCGGUCCUGGUAUCUUUGAGUUCCGUGAAGCUCUUAGCUCAGAGAAGAAGACGGAAACCGACGCUCCUCUCCCUCGUCCUUUUGACUUCAUCUCAAACAACGCCGUCCUUGGUCCCAAGCAGGUCCUGCCCCUCCGCGUCGCCAAAUCAGUCAGCCAGGUCUCAAGGGGACCAUGGUCUGUCUUCUGCAACGGCUGCGAUAGAAUUAUGCACAACGUCCACUAUCACUGCGGUAUCUGUGACGGCGGUGACUUCGAUCUUUGCGAGACCUGCGUCAAAGAGGGUGCUUCCUGCUCUGGAGAUGGCCACUGGCUAGUCAAGCGCUCCAUUCACCUGGGCGAGCUUGUCAACAGCACCACCGAGCGCUUCGCUCCCAAGCCUAAGCAGUCUACGCCAUCUGCGCCUGCGCCUGCUCCUGCUCCUUCGCCUGCACCAGAAGUCGCCAACGAGAUUCCUGGAGCUUUCACCGAUGAUUUCAAGUCCUUGUCCGACUCGGUCCGCACCUGCAAUUCCUGCGUCGGUACCUUUCCUGACGAGGACUUUGUCACAUGCGUCCAGUGCGACGACUAUGAUCUCUGCUUGAAUUGCCACAUGCUCAACAUGCAUGGCCACCACCCUGGUCAUCACUUGAAGCCUGUUGUCGACGGUGCUGCUCUGUCGCUUGCUCAAGAGGCUCUUCUGCCCGCUGGCCGCAACUUCAGACACACCGCCAUCUGCGACGGUUGUGACAAGAUGAUCCACGGUGUGCGACACAAGUGCUUCGACUGCCCCGACUUUGAUUACUGCAGCGACUGCCACCAGAACGCUCGCCACACUCACCCUCGUCACCGCUUUGCAGCCAUCUAUGAGCACUUCAAGGGCCGUCCCUCCUCGUCUGUCUCUCACCAUGGCAUCUAUUGCGAUGGUCCUCUUUGCAAGGGCAAGCCCCAACAAUUAUACAUCCAUGGUGUCCGAUAUAAGUGUGUUGUCUGCCACGACACGGACUUCUGCCAGAACUGUGAAGCUUUGCCCACUACCUUCCACAACAAGACUCAUCCUCUGGUCAAGUUUAAGACUCCCGUCAACCACUUGACCAUCUCGACUGAGAGCGAGACCAAGCAUGGCGUUCGCAAGCUUGGCGACCGUGAUCUUGCUCGCAACGUUCAUUGUCCUGCCAUUCCUAGGCAGUCUGCCAACGUUACUGCCCCAGUCAAGACUGUGGCUGACAUUAAGCCGUCGCCUCGGGUGGACGAGAAGAAGGCCGAAGAAAAGGAGAUUGAAAAGAAGAAGGUCGAGGCCCCGACGCCAGCCGCUCCUGCCCCCAUGUCCAAGGCCCCUUCUCGUCUGCUCCAGGCAGAAUUCAUUGCGGACCGCGUUCCCGAUGGUACCGUCAUUGCUCCUAAUGCUCGCUUCGUCCAGUCAUGGACUCUUCGCAACCCUGGACCCUACUCUUGGCCCGCUGGGUGCAGUGUUCGCUUCGUCGGUGGUGACAACAUGCUCAACGUUGACAACACUCACGUCGCCUUUUCUGACAUCGCCGACGCCACUGAAAGCAAUGUCGCCGGACGCGAAGUUCUGCCUGGUGAACAGUUCCCCUUUGCUGUGACCAUGAAGGCACCUGCUCGUGAAGGAAAGUGUAUCAGCUACUGGCGUCUCAAGUCUGCCGAUGGCACACCUUUCGGUCACAAGCUCUGGUGCGACAUUGAGAUUAGACUUGCUAAGGAAGCUAUCCCGAUGCCUCGCUCUCCCAUCGCUGUUCAGUCUUUUGCCCAAGCACACAGCUACUAUGCCCUCUACAAGGAGCGCAUGAAUGCGUUGAAGACACACCUUGACCAGACUACCUUGGCGUCUGCUGCUGUUGCCGCCGCAGCCGCCGCAGCCGUUGUGUCGAAUGUGGCUUCGGAAGAGGCCGAGAAGCCUGCCAGUGCUGUCAUUGAGACUCAGACAGUCGAGGUCACCAAGGUCCCCUCCGAGGUCGGAGUCCCUGAAUCAGAUCACGAGGAGGGUGAGUUGAAGGGCAGCCAAAUGGUCUUCCCCACUUUGGACAAGGAGAGCCCUUCUAGUUCGACCUAUGAAUCCUUCAGUGGCUCUGGCAUGAGCAAGAAGGCACGUGAGGAGACAGAGCAGGCUACUCAGACGUCUGAGGUCGCAGACAGCAUCGCAAGUGAUGACGAAGGCUUCGAGGACAUUGGUGAUGACCUUGAAGUUCUCAGCGCCAACGAAGAUGAUGGCGAGAGCGAGGACGACGGUUUCCUCACCGACGACGACUACGACAUCCUCGACGCCAGCGACCAAGAGACCGUGGCAUCGAUGAAGUAAAAUACGCGGUCCACGGUCUAGACUUGGCAGCGACCAGCUCUCGUCACCUAACAUUCUCAACUCCCUGUUUUUUCCUUUGUCUUAUUCGCCGCGAUUGCUGGUACUCUACGGCGAUGAAAUUUGGGAUUUGAUGGACACUCUCUACUUGUUGAAAGGAUCGGAGGGAAGGGCGUAGGGGCAAACAUGGACUUUCCUUCAAUGCAAAUGGUUACCUAGUGCAGG
This is a messenger RNA of Aureobasidium subglaciale EXF-2481, 3132 nucleotides long. RefSeq lists its product as uncharacterized. The record is from RefSeq and is a predicted model, not a curated record. NCBI's taxonomy places the organism in Eukaryota, Fungi, Ascomycota, Dothideomycetes, Dothideales, Saccotheciaceae. The coding region runs from base 214 to 2910 and encodes 898 amino acids. Gene Ontology annotation, molecular function: zinc ion binding. The transcript is spliced from 3 exons.